GUUCCAACAAUAUGUAUUCUAAAUUUGGGAUAUGAACAAAUAUUGGCAGAAUGUCUUACAAGAGGUAAUGAAAAAUCAGCACAAGAAUUCAUGUUGCCUAGCCCCAGAAAUACUGUAAACAUAUGUGAUCUUGGUGAAACUGGAGCUAUAGGUUCUAGUGGCAGUUCUA
This is a messenger RNA of Cetraspora pellucida, 169 nucleotides long. The record is from the annotation of a GenBank genome assembly. Lineage: Eukaryota; Fungi; Glomeromycota; Glomeromycetes; Diversisporales; Gigasporaceae.